Messenger RNA from Amorphotheca resinae ATCC 22711, 1580 nucleotides. RefSeq lists its product as hypothetical. The record is from RefSeq and is a predicted model, not a curated record. The coding region runs from base 198 to 1541 and encodes 447 amino acids. NCBI's taxonomy places the organism in Eukaryota, Fungi, Ascomycota, Leotiomycetes, Helotiales, Amorphothecaceae. The transcript has a single exon.
CGAGCGAGUCCCUCUGAACAUGAACUGUCUUAUUGCAGCAGACAACCUGCAUUUACCAGCCAUGCGGUAGGUCCAUUGCGAUCACUUUGCUUAUAUCAAUGCGCUGUUCAAGACAUGCCCUGAGAAACCUCAAACAUUACUCGCAGUACUGGGGCAUUUCUCGCUCUCUGCGACGGGUUCUACACAUCUCCCCCAGAAUGGGCGGACAAGCCUUCGCUUUGUCCAAACCCCCUCUUCACACUCCUCGCAUGCCCCCCGAAAUAUAUGCCCAAGUCCGGGCGCAGACCCAUUCCAUCCUCCGGAAAUAUUACAGCCACGUGGACUCCGCCAUCGAAGCCCCUGCCAAGGAGAGUUAUGGAGACGUCGACACGUACGUUUACGGGCCGCUGGAUACUGCCUUCGAGUCUUCGGAGACGGGCUCUAUUGUUGUAGCGCAGAAUUUGGCUAAGGUGCUGGGUGCGACGAAGUUUAUGAGACAGACCCGGGAUCCGAUUAUUAAUUUGGCCAUUCCAUGGCCUGAACGAGGAGACGAGGAAGAGGAAGAGAAGAAGGAAGGGAAAUACGUUCAAUUAGACGUCAACAUCUGCUCAACAUUGACAUCGUUCACAUGGUCACUUUUUCAUUCAGCGCAUGGCGAUCUCUGGAAUAUCCUCGGGUCGACCAUCAGACCGUUCGGGCUAACCGUCAAUACUCGAGGGAUGCAUCUUCGCAUCCCUGAGAUUGAGUUGCAUGACCGGAAGAAGAGUAUGAUAUUUCUGACUAAUGAACCGAGCCAAAUUCUUAAAUUCUUGGGUCUAGACGAGGAGAGAUGGUGGAGACCAUUCGGCAACUGGGAAGAAAUGUUCGAAUAUGCAGCUGGAUGCCGGAUGUUCUUCGUCAAAGAGAGUGUGGAUGAUAAAGGGGCGCCAGGAGAGGCCACGAGCGAAGGUGAAACUAAAGGAAACGGAGAUGUUGAAGGGCAGAUAGGCGGAGAGGAGGGAAAGAAGAAACUGAAGUCUAACGAUCGGCGGCGGAUGGCUAAACGUCCUAUCUUCAAGGCAUGGAUGGAUGAGUUUAUCCCUAAGUGUCGAGAGCGGGGUACCUUUGAAAAUGCGAGGGUCACCAGGAAGCAGAUCCAGGAAGAAGCCAUCCGAAUUUUUAACAUCAAGGAGGAAUACCAGACGAGAUUAAGAGAAUGGAACCUGGAGAAGCAAAAGGGUGAUCUUUGGAGAGAAAUACUGCUGGACUGCGUUCCACUCGAAGGUGUGGAUCCGGUGCUUCGAGCAGCAGCGACUAGAACGUUGAAGAGCACUAUCAUGGAUGGACUGGAGUUUGAUGGUGUGGUUCCACGAGCUUCCUGGAAGGAUGAUGAGGGUCUCUAUGAUCAGGGGGAGGUGAGGCGAUUCGUACAAGAGAAUUGGGAGAGAGCGGGACAGAUUGGGUUAGCGAGGCAGGAGGCUCGCUCACUGGAGAGAAUAAAGGCAAAUACGGGGAAGAAAGCAAAAGAAAAUGAAGUAUUGGCAGAGGUCGAGGACAGAAAGCGUAAAGAGGCUCCUGUUUGAGAUAGUUGGUAGACUUCGAUUGCUAAUGUCUAAUGGAUU